GUUUGAGGUAGGCGGGCUGUUCUAAGUUUUUGCCUCCAGCGCUAACGGUGCUGAGUUUUCAUGUUGCGCUCUGCUGGUUGAAUCCACUUGCUUUACACUAAGGUUUCCUUUUGUUUUCAAGGUGUUGAGAUUUUCCAUUCUUUCACUGGUAUUUUUAUUUGCGAGUUACCUUUCCGACCUCUGAUUUUACACCUAUCUUCUUACAGUUUGGAAUCAGUGAUUUGGAUUAGGCGUCGUUAUAUAAUAUAGAAUCUUCCAAACUAAAUGUAAACUUAAAAUAUUACUCAGAUCGAGAUUUGAUUUGUGACAAAAGUACCAGCCUGUCAGGAUUGAAUAAGCGUAUAUGUCAGCAGCGAGUGUUGUUGUAACAUUGGUUUCUACCAUAUUAUCACUCCUUUUAUUCCGGCAUAUGAUGCUUUUUUUAGAAACCCUAGUUACCGACUGUUAUGACCAAUCAGUGUGUUAGUGCUGUUGAACGGCAAAUAGUUUUGCCAAAUAUUUCAAGUCUUCCGUUUGUAAAUGCCUUGCGAAUUAAAUUGUUAGAUCGAGUGUUUUUCUAUUUUGGUUAUCACUACUGUUGACAUAAACAUAAGAGAAAUUUAAAAGUGAUGUGGUGCGUGAAAAAUGCGUCACUAGUGUAGUGUAAUAAGACGUAACCGAGAUAAAAUUAAUUUUCUAUGACAAUAAUUGUUUGAAAUCGUUACGUUACCGGAGUCCCUGUACUUGUUUCCUAUAUUCUAGCGGCUCUUCAUUCAGUUGAAAUGACUCUCUAAUAGUCCGUCGUUUUAGAGUCCUUCGCUCUAGCUUUUUUAUUGUCGUUUUCCUCUUUUAGUGGAGAGUGAAGAACCGUUCAUGUGAAAAUAUAAAAAAACUAGGAAUCAAAAUAAGAUACUAACCAAUAAUUGGGUGCACAAAAUUUCUGUUAAACUAGGUCGACGUGAAAGUAACUUUGUAUUAACAUGGGCUUAUAUAGUACGUGACACGACUUUCAUCUAACCAUGGAAUAUUUCUAAACGGUAAAGUUCAGUCAAAUAAUACAUAUGCUGUCCUUCCAUAGGAUGGUUAGAAUCAGGGAUUGAAUAUAGGUUUUUUUGUCACAACCCGACAGCCAAAAAGCUAUGUAGCAAAUAUGAAUGAGUGAAAUUCGCGCCAAAACUCAUGACAUGUCAUUCCAAAUCUGUUUGGUUCGUCAAUAAAUUGGUCUUGCUGAACAUUUCUUUCAAUAGAUUCUAUUCUCUUCUCCAAACAAAUAAUCCAGAAAGUUUCCAGGGUUCGGGCGAAUUACAUCGUUUACAAUUAUAGCAUGUCAAUAUAGGAUUAUGUAAUAAAAUUUCUGUUGAGAUGACUAGUUCGGAACGUUAACUGGAAUAUGCUUAUACGUUAAAUGUAAUUGUGAGAUUAAUAAUUUUAAUGAAUAUAGAUUGCUUGUAUUGGAAUAAUUUAUUUGAAAGUACAUUCUUUGUCUAUAUAUUGGUGUUAUAAGUAACAUUGUUAGUAUGUAAUGUCUCAGCCAGUAUUCCUCUGUUCUAAUUCUGACUUAUCAUAAUCGUUUGGACAGUAUAUUAUUUCCUUAAGCGACCACGGUAAGUAGUAAAGUGAUUACUUUCAACCCUGUACCUCUAGUUUUGACGAUUAUUAGUGUCAGGCUUUCUUAUAAAACCGUAGGUAAAUUCCUAGUUAAGCUUCAAUUAAUGUGGUAGUCUUUCUUAGAUCUUACAAAUCGACUGUGGUCAAUUGUAUACAAACAACUGACCGCUAUGCAGUCUUGGAAUAUGGUUUCCAAUCUUAGAUUCGGCAAAAUCACUGCACUAGGUAUUCGUAUAAACCCCAAUUGCGUGAUAGUUUGGGGGCAACUACUCGACGUUACUUGAGCUCUUCAUGCAUGUUUCAGAGAUAGCAUUUACAUGUAGUAGUAGUAACUCCUUUAAACAGUUAAGUCAGUUGUCUAGUUUUAAACGAAAUAUAAUCGUUUAGGGUUCAAUCCACCCGAAAAGAAAGUUUAAUAUGAUAUUAAAAAUGCCUGUUCUUUUGUUUAAACCACUAAUUUAUGCAGCAAAACUUCCGGGGAAUGCAAUAGCAAGUAUUGGUUAGGAUAGUUUUAUAAAAAUAUAGGUUUAAUUACCACACAUAUACUACAUUGCCAAAGGUUUAAUAGCCAGUGACAAAACUUCACUCUUAGUUAAUCGUCCUUGUGUCACAGACAAAGUGUUGUACGAACACAGCCUAAAUGGGCUUCCUUUUAGCUUUUAAAAUACGGUAAGCAUUAAUCAAGUCGUUGGAUAUGACAUGCCAUUUCUAGGCUGAUUUUUCAAACUCACUGUCGAAAGCUUUGCUCAAAGAUAAGUUAGCCGAUAGAGAUGCUAUCAUUGUAUUCUAAGACAUUCAGCACUGUCGCUACGCUACUCCCAUAACAAAAAGUAACUAAGUCAACAUUUACUAGGUAUAUGGGCAUGAGCCAUACUAUGUAAGGACUAACGAGAGCAUUGUUAAUGACUCAGUGGGCUCCGUCUUUUAAUGGUCGCUUUGAAAUAAGAUAAAGUAUGGUUUUUUAGGAUCUGUGCUAUCAACAGUUUAUAUAACACAAGGUUAGCAUAUUUAACUAUCAUUAUUAUCAUUUUGGUUAUUAUAUAUUUUAUACUAGUGCUUUGGGUUUUAAGAUGCCUCUUAUCAGUACGAAGCUACAUGUAUUGAACCCGGUGUGGAGAAAAAAGAAACCUCGUGACACUGAGCAACACGAAGAACCCGAACCAAAACCAGCAUUUAUCGUCCCAGAAACUCAAGAAAUUUGUACAUCUGCCGAGGAACUGCAGCGCAAAAUUACUAUAUAUAAUGAAAAUAUAUGGACUUGUCGUGUAACUGGGAAACCUAAUUUAACUUAUCGGGAAGCAUUGAAAACUGAAGCAACUGCUAUUCGGACACUAAAAAAGUGUUUCCCCAAGUUUUUUGAAAAAACCAUCCUUGAGCGCGUCCAUCUCAGUACUCUACCCCUGGAAUCCUUGGUACACAGCUGCUGGACCACCAUACAUGAACAAUUUCAUAUUGCGGAACCUGUGAAACUAAAAGUUGACUCUGUUUCGAAUACACCAAUACGUGGAAUAAUUGAUGAUAUAAUAAAAUCUCAAACUGUACCGACACCUGUUCCGGAUAACACUUCACCGAAUAAUAGUGACAAAGAAAAUGUGACUAAAAAGAAUUCUCCCAUCAAGAAAAACUACGCUUACAGUGUUAAAGUCCUUUCGGAUAUCCCUGUUGUUGUACAUGAUGUUCCAGCCUGUUCCAUUGACCGUAUCAACCGAGCACCUUCCAAAGACCAUAUCAAAAUGUUUAUUCGAAGUCAUGCUAUGCGUUAUGGACCAAACUUUACAGGUCCAUGGAUUGUAAAUGAGGAGCUUUUACGACGUCAUAAAAUACCUUUAAAAAGUCCCGGAUGUCAAGUUGAUAAAGUUAAGUUAAAACAAAUGUCCAAAGCCCUGGAGGAGGAAUACUUUGUACGCGUUAUGAACUCCCGACGUCAGUCCAACGGAGAAGGUACAUCAGAUGAUGUUACCUCAAGCACACCACUUAAUUUUAAACGUAUCAAACGCUUCUCUGUUCUACGUGAAGACAACACUCCCAAGAUGCUUGAAGAAAAUGAAGAUAACUUACCGCUAGCUCAGUUAAAAGAUCGUUCUCAAUUUAAACAAUCGUUGGAGGAUAGUAGAAAAAAGAAAAUGAAACAGUCCACCUUAUUUCAAUUUGGCAAGAAAACUCCUACGAAAGAUGAAAUACCAGACAAGUCAGCAAUCAAUCGUCCUAAAAAGAAUACUAAUGAAAGAUGUGCAUUACCUCGAGUUGCUCAACAUCUCAUCAAAAUGUUUGGAGAAGAUCGUAAUAAUCCAGCCAUAGAAACUCAGAUAAGGCUCUGUGCAAAAUUCAUAAGUGACGUAGAUAUUCUUAAGUUGCCUGUUGAAUUACGCGAUCCUGUGCGAUCAAAGAAAGAAGCGUUUGCGUUCAAAAAAAAGUUACUGACUAUGUCACCGACUCAACGAAAGCAAGCACUCCAAGAAAUGAAAGAAAAACAGAAGAUUGAACAUAUUCACGCUAAUAAAUUGCUUGAUGAUCAACAUCUUAUGACUGCUUUGCCUCAGUGCCCUCGUUUACCUGAACCUUCCAAACUUGAACUUCCUCCUAGUUUCAACGAAUCUUUGUUUGGACGCCUGCUAGGAUUAACAGAAUUUUUCCAUGUCUUCCAUAGCUUACUUGUUGAAGGAUCUGUUGAUGAUACCGAGGUAGAGAAUCCAUCUGAAAAUAAUGUCCUAUCUGGCUUUUGUCGCUUUCCAGUCGAAUCUCUUGUAGCCGGGGUUGGUGAACCGGGUUAUUCUGAUGAUGAUGACGAUGGUAAUACUGAUGAAGAAGAGGAAGAAGCUGGAUUAACUGAAUCAAAUGCUCCACUUCCGAAAAUAUGUAUAAAGUCAUUGCGUCGUCUAGGAUUGAAACGAUUACUUAACGCUGUCACCACAAAUAAUCCAUCAGCCGGUGCCUAUCGAUCACUAGCACGUCCUUUAAGUGUCCUAUUACGCUUAGUCUUAAGAGAUGAACAAAUAGGUAAAAAACGUGAGUUGGGCUUGAAACUGGCUAAAUUCCCAGUUACACCGUAUACAGCUCCUGAGCUUCUUAGAUUGACUCUUUUAAACGAAAUCCCAUCAAAUCAUGCUAGAACAACUAUAUUGGAACAAUUACGAAAUCAUGAUGCUCCAGUCACCGAUCCUAAUCCAUUUGACCAGAAUUCUGUGACACAACUUAUACAGCACUUAUCCAACUCUGAUCUACAUGAACUGUUUCCAGAAAUACGUGUAAUAGCGUUGGAAUGGGCAGUGGAUAAAAUUUUCGAUCUUGAUCUUAUAGAUGAUCAUAUUAUGGCAUGUCAACGUCGUGCAGCUGAUGCUUGGCAAAGGAAAAUUCAGGUAUUACGUGAUAAAAACUUACGAAAAAAAGACAAAAAAGAUAAUGCAAAUGAAGCUAACAAAGCCACCAGUAAUAAUAAUAAUAGCAAUAAUAUAUCUACCAAUCAACUUGAUGAGUCGAAGUCUAAAGCAGACACUACCGCUACUGCUGAUGAUAUCACAGAUUCUGAAAAUGACUUAGCAUCAAUUGUAAAACGCAGACGAAUUCUAGCUGCACGAGCAGCAAUAGAAAAGGAAGAAAAAGAAAAUCUGGAACGUCAACGCCGUCUGGAAAUGGCUCAAGAACAUGCUGAAGAACGUGCAAUUAACACAGUUAGUCGACUUCAUGAUAUUCGGUCUACAGAAGCAAAAUGUGUUCUACGAAACAACCCUAUUGGUUAUGAUAGAUAUUAUCGUCGUGUUUGGUAUUUCCGUUGUUCUCCGGAUCGUUUGUUUUUGGAGGCUAAUUGGGCUUCCUCAAGUAUCAUGUAUUCGGUUGAUUCCUUUAGAAAAAAUGAAUCUGUCCCAAUUACCACUUUGAGUGAUGAAUCAAUACCACAACCUGCUCAUGAAUUUGUAAAAAAUGGCACAUUGAACAGUGGAACUAUUUCAAGUUCCUGGAGUAAUUGGUAUUUUUAUGAUCGUCCUGAACAGUUAGAUGAAUUGUUAAAUUCAUUGCUAACUCGCGGUGUUCGAGAAAGUCAUUUAAAAAGUCAGUUAUUGGCAGAUGGAUUUCUGGAGUCACUUAAAAAAAGAUGGAGAAGUGGUCUCUCAAAUGAAUUGGUAAUUAAAGCUGACACGACGAAUGGUACUCCUAUAAAUGUAGAAAAACAUCCAUCUCAUCAUAAACGCGAUCUUCCUGCUGGAGCCGCUUUGGCAGGAGCAUUGUUAAAAAAUAUUUUAGAUACUGAGGUUCGUCUAAGAUCCGGUGGUCUCGGUGGUGUACCAGAUUUUACAAAAUGGCAAGAGCGUUUAGCACAAAUACAAGAAUCCUAUGGAAUCCAACAAGAAACUCUUAAUGUAAAUUUGUCUUCAAAACCAAAUCUGUCAGCUUUAUCCAGUCUAUGUGAAUUGCCAAAUAAAGCAGGACUUGCUAUUGCUCUUAUUGAAGUAGCUGAAAAUAUAAUACCUCGCUUUUUAAACGUUCCUGAUCUUUGCACCAAGUCAAAAUUCAACUCUAAUCAAAAUGGAACAAAUGAUUGUCAUGAUCUAAAAACUUCCUUUCCAGAUCAUGUACCAUUUUGUAGAUUUUCAUCUGGAGAAGAUUCAGACGCAUCUGAAAGUAAUGAUCGUUCACAGGAACUGGAGAAAGCUGUUUUAGACCCUGAAGCUCAUGAACUACGAACUCGUGCUUGGAUGACAGCUUGGCGUACUGAAGUUCAAAAUGCUCGUACACUGACCCGAUUAAAUCUCUUACAUGCAUGUCUGGAUGCAUGUGUUCGCUGGGAAAAGUCAGUGGAAGAUGCGCGCUGUCGUAUUUGUCGUCGGAAAACAGAUGAUGAUAAUUUACUACUUUGUGACGGUUGUAAUCUUGCUUUCCAUCUCUACUGUUUACGUCCACCAUUAAAACGUGUACCAACAGGUGAUUGGUUCUGCCCGACUUGUGGACCAGCCUCCCGUGCCCUUGAGAAGCGUAAGCGUGAAGAACGUUUAGCUCGAUCUGCAAGACGACGAAAACGUGCUUUGUCAUCUGAUGAUGAUGAACAAUUAAAUUCCGAUAAUAAUGAAGAAAGUAGUGGCGAAAGUGAAGCUACUCAAAAAAUCAAACGUCGAAAUCCCCGUUCAUUUCGAUCCAAAGGCGGUAAUGACUCAAGUGCGUUCAAUAUAAAACGUUCAAUUAGUCCAACCAAUCGUAAUUCAGUUUCAUCUAGAAAUAUCAGACACGAUACAUCCUGUCUUGUUUGUUCAGAUUCAAUUGGUGAUUUGGUUCUAUGUUCCAACUGUCCAAAUGUAUUCCAUCUGGACUGUCAUGAUCCCCCAUUGCACCAUAUUCCACGUGGAGAUGGUUGGCUGUGUUCAGUUUGCCGGUCGAAUAAAAAACGUUCUACUAUUACUUCUUAUUUUCAAAGCAGAGAUUAUCGUCGAAAAACUUAUCAAGCAGUUUUAAAGAAACGAGCUGUCAGUCCAGAUGAACGUAGCGAAGAUGAACUUUUAAAUAGUACAUCUUUUACUCGUUCAACACGAAGUAACAAUAGAUCUCGAAGGAAUAUCGCAAUGUCUGACACUGAUGAUGAACGACGAUCGAGUGAAGCAUCUUCAGAUGUAGAUAUCCGCUCUAAUAAUCAACGUCCAAUUUCCCGUCGACGUAGUGCUUCACGAUCAGCGUCUGCUCUUAGUUCACAACUAAAUAAAUAUCCAAAACGUAGACGACGACACUUGUCUGAUCAGGAGGAUACUUCAGAAACAGAACAAAUGGACGAAAAGUCUCAAUCUUUAUGUUCACACAUUCUUGAUGCUGUGUAUAAGCACAAACACUCAUGGCCGUUCAGAAAACCUGUUGAUAGAAGCCAGGUUCCCGAUUAUUAUGAAAUUAUCACAGAUCCUAUCGAUUUGUCCAUGAUGCGUGAUUGGCUUUCUGAAGGACGGUAUAACACGGAAACUACCAGCGCAGGACUGAAGAAACUAGUACAUGAUCUAGGUACUAUGUUUUAUAACGCCGAAUUAUAUAAUGCUGCUGACUCAGACGUUUGGUUAGCUGGAGAGCAGUUAGAAAAAUUCGUGAAGAAUCAGUUCGCUCAUAUAAACACAGAUGUUAUCUACUCUAGACCAGCACUUGGUGAUGCAUGAAUAUGAAUAUGAAUAAUCGUAUUUUGGUGAAAUUAUGAUGGAAAUUUUUUUUGUGUGUGUGGAAAUAUCUGUUUUUGAAUUAUUUGUGUACGCAUAAAAGCAAUAAUCUAAGUCAAGUUUUGAUAUGUGUGUGUUUAUACUAUCUCCUGUUAUUAAAAACAAACUUACAAUGACUCGAUUUAAACAAUACACAUAAUCUUCUUAUUCAUUAUUAUUAUUUUGACUAUCAGCUUAUUCUCUAUUUGUCUUUUUUAUUUUGUCAGUGGAUAUUCUAAGUGUAUGCAUUUACAAUUUAGAAAGAGAGAAUUAUAUAUAUCUAUCUAUUUUCUAGUGUGUUUUUGUUGCAAACUUUUUUUUUAGAAAAAAACAAAUUAUUUAUUUAAGUAAAGUUGUAUUCGAAUUAACAACAUUCAGUAAAACAGUUUUGAAUAUGUAUUUUUUUCUCUAUUUUGUUUCUCCUCUAAUUUUUUUUCGACUUUUUUCUUUUCUUUAAAAAUCAUCGAAUCACUUGUGCUCAACAUUGUCAAUGUGUGCUUCCUUUGUGUAUAUGAUUGAUAAUUGUUCAGUGACUUCUGUUUCUCUUCCCUCCUCUCUCUCCCUCUCUCUCUCUGGUUCUCCCUUUUCUUGUGUCACAUUCUUCAUGAUAUAGAUGUGCAGGUUUGUACAGCCUUAUUGUACACUUUCUCUCUCUCUCUCUCUCUCUCU
Molecule: messenger RNA, 8414 nt
Organism: Schistosoma bovis
Lineage: Eukaryota; Metazoa; Platyhelminthes; Trematoda; Strigeidida; Schistosomatidae
Source: the annotation of a GenBank genome assembly